CUCUUUCAGGGAACGGUUACCUUCUAGGAAGUGGCUGUGCAUUUCACCAAGGAAGAGUGGGCUCUGCUGGACCCUACUCAGAGAGCCCUCUACAGAGACAUCAUGCAGGAGAACUAUGAGAAUAUGACUUCGCUGGGGUUUCCAGUUUCCAAACCUGAUGUGAUCUCACAGCUGGAAAAAGGAGAAGAGCCGUGGGUCUCAGAAAUCCAGGACUCAGAGGAACAAGGGAUCCUGAGAGGUGCCUGCACAGCAGGUGAUGAGAUGGUGACUGAGAAGGAGGGUCAGAAUCUUCAGCAGAUGGAUGCUGAGCAAGUGGAACCACACAGGAUGUUAUUGCAGAGAUCCAAAGGGAAUGUGUCCAGACAUCUUGAGCAAGGAAAACUGUAUGAGAGUCACCACAGGAGAGAGAGCCAGCCAGGGGAGAAAGAGAGUAAAUCCAUUACUUGUCAGGCAACUCACAAAGACCUCAGGGGACCCACAGGACAACACAUAAACCUCACAGAAGAGGGAAAAAACACAUGCACUGAGUGUGGGAAAAACUUCCGAGGACGCUCAGGCCUUAGUAAUCAUAAGAGAAUCCAUACGGGAGAGAGACCCUAUGAAUGCAGUGAGUGCGGGAAAACCUUCACUCAGAGUUCUCACCUCAUUAGACAUGAGAGAAUCCACACUCGGGAGAGACCCUACGAAUGCUGUGAGUGCAGGAAAAGCUUCACUCGGAACUCAGACCUUAUUACACAUCAGAGAAUCCACACAGGGGAGCGGCCCUAUGUAUGCUGUGUGUGUGGGAAAACCUUCGCUCAGCGCUCAGCCCUUACUAAACAUCAGAGGAUCCACACUGGGGAGAGACCCUAUGAAUGCAGCGAGUGUGGGAAAAGCUAUACUCGGAGUUCAGACCUUAUUACACAUCAAAGAAUCCACACAGGGGAGAGACCCUAUGAAUGCAGUGAGUGUGGGAAAACCUUUACUUGGCGCUCAGCCCUUACAACACAUCAGAGUAUCCACACAGGGGAGAGACCCUAUGAAUGCAGUGAGUGUGGGGAAACCUUUGCUCAGCGCUCAGCUCAUAUUAGACAUCUGAAAAUCCAUGCAGGGGAGAGGCCCUAUGAAUGCUGUGAGUGUAGGAAAAGCUUUACUGAGAGCUCACACCUUAUCACACAUCAGAGAAUCCAUACCGGAGAGAAGCCCUACGAAUGCUGUGAGUGUGGGAAACGGUUCAGUCAGAGCUCAUACCUUACUAAACAUCAGAGAAUCCAUACCGGAGAGAGACCCUAUGAAUGCUCUGAGUGCGGGAAAAGGUUCACUGACCACUCUAGCCUUACUAAACAUCAGAGAAUCCACACAGGGGAGCGGCCCUAUGCAUGUGGUCAGUGCGGGAAAAGCUUCACUGAGAGUUCGCACCUUAUUACACAUCAGAAAAUCCACACAGGCGGGGGAUACUAUGAAUGCACUGAGUGUGGGAAAAGCUUCACUGAGCACUCAACCCUUACUAAACAUCAGCGAAUCCACACAAGAGAGAAACACCAUCAGUGCACUGAGUGCGGGAAAACCUUCUCUCAACGCUCACACCUUAUGAAUCAUGGGAGAAUCCACACAGGGGAGAGACCCUAUGAAUGCAGCGAGUGUGGAAAAACCUUCACUUGGCGCUCAGCCCUUAGACAUCAGAGAAUCCACAGUGGGGAGAGACCCUAUGAAUGCAGUGAGUGCGGGAAAUGCUUUACUGAGAGCUCACAACUUGUUAGGCAUCAGAAAGUCCACAAGGGAAAUGAUAAAUGAUAAAAACCAAAUCCAGGGGCUCACAAAUGAUUUUUUCCCUUUAAUACUUUUCCUAAUUCUGACAUCAAGACCUUUAAGGCUGUCUGCACCGUUUGCUUCACCAUGGUCCCUCAGCACCCCAUGUGGUUUCCUAUUUUUGUUUUUUACAGCUCGCCUUUCUUUGGGGUGAAUCUCGUGGGCUUUUCUGUAAAACUCCAUAGUCCCUAUGACUCAGGGGAAUGUGUGUCCCUCCUGCCAGGAAUGUCAGUCAGCUCAAGGUAUGGGAAAUAAAGGUCUAGCUAUAUCAACAUAAAAUCUACCCGGGCUUCAUCCCCAGUAGGAUUUUUCAUGGAGUUACAUAGCUCUCGUUAGCUAUCCUGAUGUAAAAUCCCAACUAUUCUUGCAGUAAUGACAUAGAUCAUGUCUAGGGUUAUCUAGCAUAUUUCCUUAUGACCUGACCCAGAAUUCAUUUCCUAGUCAAAACCAAUCUGGAUCAUCACAUUUAUACUCUUCCUCCCAUUGCAAAGUGACUGUUAUAGCCAUGGAGUUCACCCUCUGGAACAGAUCGUCUCAUUCCCAGUUGUUCAUACAUUGGAUUUGGGUGUGCUCAAGAUGCUUUGUACCCUUUUCCUCAUUUAAAAUACAUUUAAAUAUAACAAAGAGCAGAAGCAGGGUGGGGAAAAGUGUGGUUUCAGCCUCUGUGAAACCUGAAGGCGAUGGGGUGAUUUGCAGGGAUUCCCUCCUGCAGCAUCGCCCCAGCUGUGUUACCUUCUAAGUUUAUCUUCUUCACUUUCUGCCCAUCCACCUCCCAAAAUGUCCACGCUCAGAGGCUAAUACACUUGAAUUCUAGAAAGGAGCUGUGACGCUAUCAGGUUGCCAGCUCAGACCAAGGCAGCAGCCUAAUUCAUUCACAUGUGAAGAGUAAUCAACGGAGUGUCAAAAGGUAUUGUACUGUGAUCAGGCCAAUUCACUUCUGUGUUGGUAUAUUUCAGAGGAAAUGUAAUGUUAUUGUUCUUGCUUAUCCAUAAACCUGUUGAUUGCUAUAACCUUAUAUAAUACCCUACACAGCUGUGAGGAGAGCCAACUUUAGGAUACUGUUAACACCAAUACUAUAAAAUUGCAAGGAAUUUGACCAGAUAUACCAUGUAAGGUAUUUGUGAAAACAUUAUGAUUUGCCAAGUAUGAUGAUCUUGUUUAUGUUUGUAUCACCUUUGUAUUGUGUGUUAUAGAUAUGUAGGUUAUAGCUGUAUUUCGAACUUGUGCUGUGCAUAUGAGAGACACCCCCAGACAGAUUGGCAUCAGUACUGCCUAGCCUGUUUGAUGGCUCAUCAACGGUCAUCAGCUGUACAAUGAACCCAUUGAAAAAGCCAGGGACUAACACCUUAUGAGUCAGCAAGGCACAUGGUCUGCUUUUGAACAUAACUGUAAGCCUUUUCCAUGCCAUGGGCUGUGAAGCUUGUGUUUGGGACAGGAAGUACAGGCCACAUGGCAAAAGGAAUAUAAAGGGAAGCUGCCUCAUCUCUAUUUUGUCUUCAUUCCUGCUUCUUCCUCUUUUCUACAAACAAAGAUCUGAACAAAGGACUGAAUGACUCAUCCAAGUUGUGGAUGUGUUUCAGAGGGACUUUCAAGCCAGCAAACUCAUCAACACUGCUGAGAACCUGAUAUAUGGACUUUGAAGUCUCUGUAUGUAUCUGAGUAUUUUAUCAUUCAACAACUCUCUUCUUGUUCUUUCUUUUUUCCUUAUAAGCCUUUAGUUUUAGGUGCUAAAGGAUUGGCUGGCAGCUUGGUAUUUUGGGUAAGAUACAACCUAAUACUGACCUGGUAACAUGGCUGACCCUUUGGGGUUAGAAGAUCAUUUUGUAUAUGUGAGCAGAGUUUUAAAAUAACUUCUCACUGUAUUGGAGCUAGGUGCUGACUGGGAGCCAGAGAACUGGAAUGCAAUAAACGGGGCAGUGUGCUUUUUUUUUUAGCUUCUUGAUAACCAGUGUGGGGGGAGCAGAAGCACAGUUUGUGACUGAUUGAAGAGUUUAACUUCAGUGUUAACCACCAGUUCUGGGAGUAUCUGCUCUCCCUUUUGCAGCCUGCCCUGAACUUGGCAUUUUCAGUAAGGGCUGCCCCAGGCACCAGUUAGUCACACCAGGUACUCCACCCCGCAGGUGAUUACACAUAAUAUACUCAGCUAUGAGAACCUCAUUGGUGUAUGUGCUUGUGAAUUUCCUUUUUCUUCCCCUUUAUAGCUACUUUUCUCUAUAUGACUGAAGUCUACCUUAGCAUUACAUAGUUACGUUUGCAUGGAUGUGGAAUAAAAAUCUACUUACGG
This is a messenger RNA of Dermochelys coriacea (leatherback sea turtle), 4072 nucleotides long. RefSeq names its product zinc finger protein OZF-like. The coding region runs from base 103 to 1773 and encodes 556 amino acids. Gene Ontology annotation, biological process: regulation of cytokine production; negative regulation of transcription by RNA polymerase II; regulation of immune system process. The record is from RefSeq and is a predicted model, not a curated record. The transcript has 3 exons. NCBI's taxonomy places the organism in Eukaryota, Metazoa, Chordata, Testudines, Dermochelyidae.